UUGCACACACACAACUGUCUUUCUCCCCACCUCCAUGUGUUUUUGGGCUCCGCUCACAGGAACCCAUUGCACACUGUCGUCUGACCUCUGACAUUUCCAUUGUAGCUCGGAGGGCUGACCACUUAGCUUCCGCUCUUUGUUAAGAGUGUAAUUCCCCCCUUCAAAGUUUCAGCUUAAGGAAUGGUGCAAGGAGGAUUGUAGGAACAACUCGCUCUGAAGCGCAGAGAGGCAUAAGCAGCUGAAAAGGAUCUGCAAUGAUAGCUAAGAUUUUACUCCUCUGUGGCACUAUUGAGUUGGUGCAGUCAGAUGUCAGAUCAAGGUAUCCCCAUGGGCACAAGCCAUGGGCACAAGAUCACAGGAUGCCAACAAACCCACAGCGGUCUUCCCUGCCUGAAGAACACUGGGAAAGAGAGCUCGGCAGUGAGGAAACCCCAAGCCAAGCUUCUGUCACUGCGAUUGAGAGAGACAAUUAUGACGCUGGAUACCAUCCAUCCAGAAAUGGGAACUGGUGCUCUUCUGUUCGGUCCCGGCUGGUCACCUACACAGCUGUAUGCCAGACAGAGAAAUAUAUCAUAAAGUCACAGCAGCCAUGUCCAAAUGGGACGCCAGAUUGCCAGAAGAUCAUGUACAGAGCAGCUCUCAAGCCGGUUUACCAGGUAAAACAAAAAGUUGUGAGCUCUCUGUAUUGGAAGUGCUGUCCUGGCUACAUUGGCAAGGACUGUGAACACCACGAGCCGAAUUUCUUGCCGGCAUCCGCUGAUCAGCUAGGAAGCUGGGAAGAAGACAGAGAAACAUUCUCAAGCCAAACAGGAGAAAUCAUAGAAACCCAGCAGAGACAUGAAGCCCUGCUGGAGGACCUGCAGAAUGAUAUUCACCAGGCAGCAAGUCACUUGGGGGUCCUGCAGAAGGCGUUUCACCCUAAUGUCAGCAGCACAAGGGGAGAAGCAAACCACAACGACUCCAACCAGAGAGCAGCUUGGGCAGCUAAGAGUGCAGAAGGGCAGGAGCAAUUCCUUCAGCAAAUGCUUUUUCCCCAUGUGGAGAAUUUCUUAAGGCUCCAUUUUCACCCAGUCUGGGCAAGCUUCAAUAAAAGUCUACAGGAUCUUUCUAUUGCCCUGAAAAACCUUUCACAAAAUGUCGAGGCCAAUCGGAGAAACAUAGAGAGCUUCCAAGAAAGCACCGUGCCCAAGAAAGAUUUCCAAGAGCUUGGGACAAAGUUUGAAUCCAAAAUUCAAGAUAAUGUCCUGAAAGUGGAGCAGAUGAAGAGAGAAAUUGAGAGUCAUUUCCAUCAACAGCAGGCAGCCAUUCACUACAAUCUCACCAUGAUCAAAGCAGACAUUGACAACAAGCUCAAGAGAAACCACAAAAUACAACAUAUCUCUUUUUCAGCUUUAAACCACAGCAUCAUAGACAUGAGACAAGAGCAAAAUAAACUCCAAGGAGAGCUUGAGGUCCUGAGCAGAAACCUAGCCUUCCCUGUACAACUUGGUAGCCAAAAUGAGCCAUUUGCUGACAUAGACGUUCAAGUUCUCAAUCAGACCCUGACAGAGCAUGCUGAACAGCUAAAGGAACUUUAUAAGGAGUCUGAAGAGGACUAUCAAGAACUAACUCGAUCAAUCAGUAACUUAAAAGUCAACUUAAGGCAGAACAUAGAGGAGUUCAGGGUAGAUUUAAUUGAAAAGGAUCUUAUAUUAGAGGAAUACAGAGAAGAUAUGGAAAGAAAAAUUCUAGUUCUCAAUGAUACUCUGGCCAAUAUUGAACAAGGCCACUGGGAUCUACAGAGGUCUUUAAAAGCAUGUCAUUGUGAAAAUCUGCCUCUAGGCAAUAAAGAAGAUCAAAUGAACAUCAGCCAAAUAAACAGAGAAGAAAUAAAGCAGCUAGAGGCACGAUUAAAAGACCUUGCUGCAGCUUUCCCCCUAAUACACCACUCUAUAGAUUUCCAACAGGAACAGAGCCGGAAAUUGGAAGGCAGCAUGUCUCUUCUUAAGUUCCACACUGAAACACUGUCUGAAAAUAUUGGAACCCUGAAGGAAAAUGAUGAGAGGAUGCAUGGGCACAUCAAAUAUCUCAAUAGCUCUUUCAACUCUCUGCUCAUGGAUGCAAUGAGACAUGAGAAAGCACUUGUAGCUGUGCUUGGGGAUGAAAUUAUGGACGCCUUGUCCGAAGAUGACUCUGGCACCUUUUUCUCACCCCCAGAUCAUCAGCAGGUGUUGGAUAUCAGACUGAUCUUAGAUCAUCUAAAGAAGCAAAAUGUUACAUUAGAAUCCCUUAUAGACAGAAUUCAUUCUCUGGAGAUGGAACAUGAGAACGAUUCCAGUGCCAGUAAAUCUACUAAACAGCCUGUCCCUGAGAAGGAGGCAGAAGAUACUGUGCAAGAGGUCAACUCUGAACAUGACAGAGUGAAACAUAUGGAACCAAACCAUGAAGCUGCCAUGGAGGAUGCUCUUGACAAUCCAGCCUAUCAUGAUAUCAUGACUCUAAAGAAAGAGAUUGAACACAUCAGCAAGGAAAUGAAGAAAUACGAAUCACAAUGGAAUCACACUAGUUUCUGCUGUAAUCGUACCAGAGUCAAUUUUAUGGAACCACUCACUAUUUCAGUGGAGAACCUGAGGGAAGACCUUGCAACAACCCAACAAAGCUUUGAAGAGCACCUACAGAUUUUUCAAAAACUGUUUGGAAGCAACAAAGAAUUAGCUGCUGCAAAUAUAAGUCUAGAUGUUGCAAAGAUUCAGUCACUGGUAGGCAGAAGGAUGAGAAAGCAACUGAAAGUUCAGGACCAUCAAAAAAUAAGGGACAAGAAGGAGACCAAUGUUCGCCGAGAAGGAACUUUAAAUGGAAGAAACAAGAUAUACUUGGAGAACAUGGAGACAGGCACAGCUGUGGCUUUUUAUGUGAGGUAUCCAGAAGAUGGAGCAUCUAUGUCAUACCUCAAUGGAACAUAUCUUAAUUAUGGAGGAGGUUUCUAUCCUGAACAUGGUUACUUUAAGUCACCUCAGAGUGGUAUCUAUAUGAUUGCUAUCAGUAUGGAACUUCCUCCAGGGCCUGCUUUGGGGCAACUAGUUUUCAGCAAUGGACACAGAAUGACACUAAUGAGCUAUAAGAAGAUAAAGGCAAAUGGAGGCCCCAUGACUAUUUUUGCACUAGUAGAGCUGAAGAAAGGUGAACACAUGUCAUUUGAACUGGUGCAAGGUGCCUCAGUAAAGCAGGAGCCAGCUGGUUUGAGUAUGGCAGGAUUUCUGAUAUUCAAAACUUGAAAAAAGGCCCUGAUAUAGUAGAUGCCUUCCUUUAAGCACAACAAACCUCCUUCUCUGACUAUUGCGCUGGUAUUGUCUAAAGGUAGCCCCACCCUUGAAUUGUUUCAGUGGUGCUUUCUAGACAUAGUUCAGCAGCUGCUUAGCAGCAUCAAAAACAAAUGUGAGCUGUAUGAAAAUUCAACAUAUUUCUUCCAUACUUUAAAAAAAGUAAAAUUCUAUAAGAGUCUUUGAUUCCAUUCAUUUUCUGCAGCUCAAGAAAGAGCUUCCCUUUCAAUCCACAAUUACAGAAUCUGGCUAUCUUAUGAGCAAUAUCAUCACAUGUGAAAGCCAAUAAAAAUUGUUUCACUCAGCCAUGUGCCCUAUGUGAGGUAUGCACAUAUAGGAUUUUAGAUUUAGAAAAAUGGGAAUUUCUAAGGUCUGUAAUGUUGUUUGUAUCAGAAUGUAAAUUGAGAUAAGUGUAUCACUUAAGCAACAAUCCUACAUAUAUUUAUCAGUACUGUAAGUCUCACUGAAAUCAAUAGGGCACAUUUCUGAGGAGGCAUGUAUAGGAUUCAACUCCUCCUGUACAUCCUUGAUAAUUAUCUUCUUCUAUACCCUAGGAUGUAGCUUACUUUGCAAAUUUUAAUAUCUUAUUGAAACACAGGAAUCUGCUGAUAAGAUCAGUGCUUAUGCCAAAUAUUCCAUGUAGACACCAACAUCAAAUGGCCACUUCUAGACCAGAUAAUAUUAAGAUCUCCUUUAGUGAAAAUAAUUCCCAUUCAUAUCAAACAAUGCAUAGGGAUAAAGCUUAUGAGAGGUGGAUACACAUUUUGAAAUUAUCAACAUGUACUUUCAGAAAAUUAAACAUUUUUGUUUUGUUUUUAUAAACAGUACUGACCUUUCUAUUAAUUCUUUGGAUCUUUUUGUUCACCUGCUAGAUACUGUCAUUAUUUCUGGCUCAUGGCAAUCUUUGCCAGGUUUCCUAAGUAUAAAGCCCUCAGAAGUGGUUUACAAAUCCCUUCUUUGCUGGUACUCCUACUCACUAAGCUAUCAUGCCACCUACUUAAACCUAUAUAUAGCUCUGCAAAAAACGAAACAAAACAAAAAAGACAAAAACAUGCUAAGUUCUCCUCUUGGUAAACAUGCAUAGGAGCAUGUAAUAAAGUUGUGCGAGACUGAGUGUUUCAAAACUGAAUAUGCUACCUUAUAACCUGAAAAGCCACUACCAAUAAGUUUUAAAACAAUGUGUAUGCGUGCAUGUGUGGAUGCAUGCCCAUGUAUACACACACACUUAAUGUACCAUGGGUUUAUAAUAUGUUCUUAUGCAUGUUUACCAAGAGGAGAACAUCACUUAAGGUCAACAGUCUUAUUUGGUUACAGGCUCACAGCCUUAAUUUAAAAAAAAUGUGUGUGCUUAUUGAAGAUUAAAACUACAAUGAUUAUUAUAAUUUUAUUUACAUAUUGGUAUUGCUGUUAAAUAGGCAGAACCCCAAGUCCCUUUGAACCUACAUGCUACUAAACCAGAAAUAUACUUACCACCUCAAUUCAGCCAGGUAGUAUGUAUUUUACUUCUUGCAGCAAGUUUAGUAUACUGUUGCAACUAUUUAACCUCUGCAGCAGAAAUAUAUACUCUGAAUGCAAUGUCUUCUGUGCAGUAGGUGCAUAACUUCAUAAUAAUGUGUUUUCACUUCAAACAGCCACAACAGAACAUUAAAGAAUAAACAUGUUCUGAAUUUAAUGAAAUAACAAUCCCAAUUUAACUAACCAGGUUGUUGUACAUGUAAUGAUCAAAUACUUAGGGCCAUGCUGGAUCUCCUUCCUGCACUAAUUUUAAAACAUGCAGUUAUUUGUGCAGAAGAACACUGAAACCAGAGUGCAGUAUAAACUGUACAUGCUGUACAUCGUUCUACAUGUUAAUGGUAAAAGCUUCCAUUAAGCACGGACCUUUGUGUAGCCCAGUGGGAUUGUUCACAUAUGGAGGAAGAUAUCAGCACCUCUAGAAAACUCCAGGGUUUGCAGAAACAAAAGAAAAUCUCAGAAAUAGAUAAUUAAAGACUUGGAAUUCUCAAUGACUACAGAAUGCUAACUGGUUGAUGUCAGGCAUAAGUGGAAUGGCAUAUUCUGAGAACAACAGAACAAAAAUCAUAUCUGGCUUGGACUUUGAACUGAAACACCCCAUACAGCAAUAUUGUGCUGUAUUCCAUCUGAAUGCAUUGAUCAAAAUGUUCUUGUGUAAAGUUAUGCCCAUGCAUGCUGAUGACACCACGAGAUAAAGGAUCUUACUGUUCAUUAAGAGUUUCCUAUUCCACACAUAUACCUCUGCAGUUCCAGGGCUCUGUUCGGAUCCCUUCUGAUCUGGGGAAGCCUUCUGGAGCCUCAGGAGUGGGUGGGAGGAAGCUUUUAAUGUUCAAAAAUUGCUGCUGAGAGUCCUUGGUGCUGGGAUCAGCACCAACAAUUUUUGGGCCAUUAAACUCCCCGGGCCAUUCCAAGGUUUCCAGAGACUUCUUCAGGUCAAAGGACAUUGCAAAAGAGCCUCAGAACCUGGGGUGGGAGGUAACAGGAAACUUUUAAUGAGUGAUAAAACCCCACAGCUGAUGAUGUCAUUAGCUUAUACGGAUAUAACUUUACGCAAGAGGAUUCUGGCCAUGAGAUGUAGUCAGCAUCUUCGAGACAGAUGAAAAAAUGGGGAAGGGAAUCCUUGAAGGAAAAAAAACUUGGAAAGGCUGCUUUACAUACCAAGGUGGGAUGUGCUGCUUUACAAAGAAAUAAAAGAUGCACCACUUUAAGAGUAGAACUACUCAUGCCACACAACACAGUUGUUAUUUUAAAAAAAUCAGUUUCCUCACAUGAAGUUGUUCAUCCCCUCCAUUAGUGCAUCAUCAUUUACUCCAUGUAAUUUUACUGUAACACAAUGUGUUUCUCUACCUUAACUCACUAGCACUGCUACUGUUAGCAUAUCUAAAAGGCACACCAAAGAGUUAGUAAUGCUACAUGUUAUUGGGGAGGGGGAAAAUAGGAAGGCAUUUAAUUUUUAACAACCACUGCAGGUUGUGUAUGUGGCAUAAAUUCUGCACUACGUGAACAUGGGGUUCUUUCUCUUGUCAGUAUGGAACAGUGCAAUUGCUCACACAAAUUUCUUUUUGCCUGCAUACAAAACAUGCCCACUCAGGAAUUAAGAAAAGCAUUACUUGUCUCAAGCAUAGCUUCUACUCCUGUAAAAAUACACAGAAGCAGAGAGCAGAAGUGACUAAUGCAUUGUUUGACAAUAUCUUAAAGAGAAAAAGAUCUGCAUUUCGAACAAGUAUGCACUCUUCAUCAAGGUUGCAGUUUGAAUGUUAUUUUGCACUUUAAGUACAAUCUUUAACCACUUUAAGUACAAUCUUGCAACGCAUAUACGUUUUUGACACUUGUUUUAAAACAGAAAAUGCUUUUGAACACAAAUACAAAAUUGUUAACAAACAAAUGUAUUACUAAUGUUUACUAAAAUAAGAUUAUUUACUUAAAAAUGAUACAUUGACAUAAAUCUGUGUACAGAACAAAGCAAUUCAUGGUAAACUUAAGGCACCUUUUAAAUCAGAUGCUAUACAAAAAGACAUUUAGCAUGUUACAUUUACAGACAUUCUAAACUUCUGGCAUACAUAACAAAAAGAGUAUACUGCUUAUUUCACCCUUUCUCUUUGUAUUUACAUUUUACAUAGGUUAGCUACAUUAUUCUCUCUGUAUACAAUAUUGUACAUUUUAAUAUUGGACAUGGAUGAAUCAGAGCACAAAACAUGAGUAGAGUUUGUUGGCUUCUCUACUGCAAUCAGGGCUACUGCAGGGCAAGGAACUAUUCAAUGUGAUGAUUUUAUUUGGAUGAGAGUGAAGUAUUGUUCAUAUUUAAUACAGGCCUUUACUUUUAGAAGUAGCCCAGAAGAAACUUUUGUAAAAACUACGAAGAAACAAAGAUGCAUUAGGAAUUAUCCUGUUAACAGGAUUUGUUUCACUGAGUUUUAUACAAGAGAAGUUCCUGGUGACCUGCUUCUCGUGCUAUUACAGACCUAUGGAUUCAACCACACUGUGGGUUUUAGAAACAUGCCACAAGUCUUGGGGACUGAAUAGAAACAGGACUAGCUGAAUUUUAUACCGAAUUACUGUCACAAGGCAAGAUAAUUGAACAAAUCAAGAUAAAAAUGACUUCAAUAAAGAUAAUCCAAAUCAAAGGCCUUUCACAGCCAGAAGACUGUUUAAUUUAUCAUACAGUAUGCAAGUAAGUCUGAGACUAACAUUUUAGUUACAGUUCUAAGUCAGAUAACAUUAUUGCAGAGAAGGGAUCUUAUUUUGAAAAUCAAAUUUUUAGAAUCUGCUAUCCUUUUGAUCAGUUUUAUGUGCUUAUGAAUGCAGAGAAAAAAAAUAAAAAGCUUGUUUUCUGUAUUCGAGAAGGAUUUCACGGCUGGGAUCUAAUGGUUGUUGU
Messenger RNA from Pogona vitticeps (central bearded dragon), 7686 nucleotides. The record is from RefSeq and is a predicted model, not a curated record. Lineage: Eukaryota; Metazoa; Chordata; Lepidosauria; Squamata; Agamidae.